This is a messenger RNA of Haliotis rubra (blacklip abalone), 1453 nucleotides long. RefSeq lists its product as uncharacterized. Lineage: Eukaryota; Metazoa; Mollusca; Gastropoda; Lepetellida; Haliotidae. The record is from RefSeq and is a predicted model, not a curated record. The transcript is spliced from 2 exons. The coding region runs from base 882 to 1253 and encodes 123 amino acids.
UCCCAGUGGCGACCUCGGGAGCUCGACCGACUCGACCUCGCAAACUACUCGACCGGUCUCGACCUGGGGGGGUAUCUCGACCUCAAAACGACCUCAAAACGACCUCGUAACGACCUCGUAAGGACCUUUACGACCUUAGUUCGAUUUUAGUUCGACUUCAGUCGACCUAUCUCGACUUAGGUCGGCCAAGUUGAGAAGACCUAUACUCGACCAGCUAGACCUGUAUAUCGACCUAAUUUCGAAUUAAUUUCGUCCUAAGUCGACCGGCCCGACGUCACCGCGACCUGUGUUCGACCGGAGCCACUGGUUCUCGACGGAAAUUCAAUUUUUUUCUGCCGAGUAGACCCUUAGUUUCCGAAUUGUAUAAAUUACAGGGUGCAUUUUCACCAGGUACCCAUUCAAUUAGAGGACUGCAAAGUAGUAACAUCACCAUCAGGAACCUUGACGUAAACCUGGUGAACCCCGGGAAGCGAAGACUGCUUACCAUUUGGGUGCAGAUAGCCUGGCACAUGUUUGAGAAUGCCAACCCUCCUCCAAAGCCAAAGCCUCAGCCGUAAGCACAUCAAUCCUAUCCUGGAAGCCUUCAAAGCUGAGUAUUGGUCAGAUUAGUGGGAUCAGAGUAGAUGGAAUACUGUAGCCCGUGCUUUCAAGGAAAGGGUGCAAUUUCCAUAUUGCACCGGUGCGUUUGAUGGCAAGCACAUACGCAUCAAGAAGCCCCCCAAAAGCGGGUCCCUCUUCUACCACUACAACAACUUCUUCUCUAUUGUCUUGCUGGCACUCGCGGAUGCCGACUACAAGUUCCCGUGGGUCAACGUCGGGGCCAAGGGAUCAGCAUCAGACGUUGAUGGUUUUCAACCAUUCACGAGAUCGGAUGGAGGGCGAUGACCGUGUAUUCCCAGUAUGGUGUGCCAUACUUCAUCAUCGGAGACGAUGCCUUUCCACUCCGCCCCUGGAUGAUGAAGUCCUUUUCCAUGCGUCAGAUGGACCCCGAUCAGCAGAUCUUCAACUGCAGACUGUCUCGGGCCAGACGAGUGGUGGAGAAUACCUUCGGGAUUCUGGCUAUGAGGUUCCGUAAACAGAUAUCCCAGGCCUGCGUCACUUUACACAGUAUGCUGAGAACGAGGAACCGGAACAGUCAGAUGAACCUCAUAGACCGGGGAAUGGGGACUGUUCACUCACCCCAGGCAAGUGGGGCUCCUACACACAGCUGCUUGAUGGGGAUAACCGGGGUACGGGGAACGUUACCCCACUAGAUGGCGCCAACCAAAGAAACUAUUUGAAGGACUAUUUCAUGGGCCCAGGAGCUAUUCAUUGGCAAGAGAAGAUGAUAUCCAAGUGUACUAUUAUUAUUUAGGACUACUUCAUUUACAAAGGAACUCUUGUUUGUUUUAUAUUUACACUAUUUACAAUUAGUAAAUGCGAAAAAAACACACAAUGAAAACUAACUAUAUAC